Fulvia fulva is the source of this 1614-nucleotide messenger RNA. Its product is annotated as Isocitrate lyase. NCBI's taxonomy places the organism in Eukaryota, Fungi, Ascomycota, Dothideomycetes, Mycosphaerellales, Mycosphaerellaceae. Gene Ontology annotation, molecular function: isocitrate lyase activity. The record is from RefSeq and is a predicted model, not a curated record. Gene Ontology annotation, biological process: carboxylic acid metabolic process. Bases 1 to 1614 code for a protein of 537 amino acids. The transcript has a single exon.
AUGGGCAGCUCAGACACAGAACAGUCGCAGUUCGAGCAAGAGGUCAAGCACCUGAAGCAGUGGUGGACAGACUCGAGAUGGCGCUACACUCGUCGCCCGUACACUGCUGAGCAGAUCGUCUCAAAGCGUGGCACAAUCAAGAUCCAAUACCCAAGCAAUGACUUGGCCAAGAAGCUCUGGAACACUGUUGAGCAGCGCUUCCAGAACAAAGACGUCAGCUUCACAUACGGCUGUCUCGACCCAGUCAUGGUCACGCAGAUGGCAAAAUACCUGGACACUGUCUACGUCUCUGGCUGGCAAUCAUCAAGCACUGCCUCAGCAUCAAACGAACCAGGUCCCGAUCUUGCCGACUACCCAUACACCACAGUCCCAAACAAGGUUGAGCAUCUCUUCAUGGCACAGCUGUUCCACGACCGCAAGCAGCGUGAAGAGCGUCUCGGCAAGGCACCAGCAGACCGUGCGAAUGCCGCCAACACUGACUUCCUUCGCCCCAUCAUCGCAGAUGCAGACACUGGACACGGUGGUCUGACUGCAGUCAUGAAGCUCACCAAGCUCUUCGUCGAGAAGGGUGCCGCCGGUAUCCACAUCGAGGAUCAAAUGCCCGGCACCAAGAAGUGCGGCCACAUGGCCGGCAAAGUUCUCGUCCCAGUCGCCGAGCACAUCAACCGCCUCGUAGCCAUCCGUGCCCAAGCCGACAUUAUGGGCGUUGAUCUCCUCGCCGUAGCACGCACAGACUCCGAAGCCGCCACCCUCAUCACCAGCACCAUCGACCCUCGCGACCACCCAUACAUCCUCGGCUCCACUAACCCAGCCCUCCAACCCCUCAACGACCUGAUGCUGGCGGCUGAGGCCGCAGGCAAAUAUGGCCCAGAACUCCAGGCCGUCGAAGAUGCCUGGAACGCUCAAGCAGGCCUGAAGCUCUUCCACGAGGCCGUUGCAGACACCGUCAAUGCCGGUGUUCACGUCAACAAGCAAGGCCUCAUCGACGAGUUCAACAAGCAAGCCAAGGGAAAAUCCAACUCGGAAGCCCGCGCCAUCGCAAAGGGCUUGACUGGUGUGGACGUGCACUUCAACUGGGACGCCCCACGAACCCGUGAAGGUUACUACCGCUACCAGGGCGGCUGCCAGUGCGCCGUGAUGCGUGCCUGCGCUUACGCCCCAUACGCCGACAUGAUCUGGAUGGAGUCCAAACUCCCCGACUUCUCGCAGGCACAGGAGUUUGCCGAUGGUGUGCACGCCGUCUGGCCGGAGCAGAAGUUGGCGUACAACUUGAGCCCAUCGUUCAACUGGAAGACGGCGAUGAAGGCGGAGGAUCAGCAGACUUACAUUGCUCGUCUGGGCAAGUUGGGAUACUGCUGGCAGUUCAUUACGCUGGCGGGUCUGCACAGCACUGCUCUGAUCUCGGAUCGCUUCGCGAAGAAUUUCGCCGCCAGAGGUAUGCGUGCGUAUGGCGAGAUUGUGCAGGAGCCGGAGAUGGAGGAGGGGUGUGAGGUUGUGACGCAUCAGAAGUGGUCUGGUGCUAAUUAUGUUGAUGGGCUCUUGCAGAUGGUGCAGGGUGGUAUUAGCAGCACGAGUGCUAUGGGUAAGGGUGUGACGGAGGAUCAGUUCAAGUAA